Petromyzon marinus (sea lamprey) is the source of this 2726-nucleotide messenger RNA. Its product is annotated as 5-hydroxytryptamine receptor 1F-like. The record is from RefSeq and is a predicted model, not a curated record. Gene Ontology annotation, cellular component: plasma membrane. Gene Ontology annotation, biological process: adenylate cyclase-activating adrenergic receptor signaling pathway; positive regulation of MAPK cascade. Lineage: Eukaryota; Metazoa; Chordata; Hyperoartia; Petromyzontiformes; Petromyzontidae. Gene Ontology annotation, molecular function: G protein-coupled serotonin receptor activity.
GGUGCUGGCCACCCACCUCCUCGUGUGCCGUGCCGGCCUUUAUAGGUGCUACUCGCCAACAGCACUUGCCCCAGCAGUCUGUUAAGGCUACACGGGCAUCUUUGUCUUUGCUUUGUUGUGAGAUAAAGCGGUCCGGGAACAAUGGGGAGUCCAGUGGGGAGUCCUUGAGAGACUCACUCCGAAGGGAGAGUCACAGUCUAGGAAUCGCAAGACGAGUCGCAGUCUGGGAACUCGAGUUCCAGCAACUGAAGUCGCUGACUCGGGACUCUGAAGGUGACCACGUUGCAGUCCUCUACACGAAGCCACGGUCUGUGACUCUCACAGCGGGAUCGAGUCGCCAAUAUAGGAUUCUACACCAAUAUUGACGAAAUUCAGCGCACUAACUGAAGAGCUACAGCCUCGUGACUCUCACUGAAAAGAGCCAGUCUCAAUUCACUCAAAAAUUACAGCCUAUGAGUGCCACGUACGUCGCAAUCUCAAAACGGUGUCCUCUGAACUGAAGAAUGAACAACAGGCCUGUGACUGUCACACUGAAGAACCCGCGGUCUCCGGAGGCUCAAUGAAGAGUCACCGUCUGGGAUUCGCGGAAGAGUUCCCGACUCUGCAUUCCCGACCGCUGCAUCUGCACCGUCGUUUGCAAAGUCUCGCCACGCCGCGGGUUCUCGGUUCGAUCUCUCGUCGUCGAGUCCACGAGAUUUGAAGGGUCCCAGGGGAGAGGGCGUCUCUCUCCUCCGCUCUCUAACUGCCGAACCCCGCUGUCUCCAAACUCUUUCCCACGAAAGUCGCCGGAUCUCCCCCCGAAGAUUGGUGGCGCGCAGAUCGAGACUCGAGGGAGCCAACACGCGCCACGGUGUUAACCGCGGUCGGGGAUGGAGCGGUGGCUCGGUGGUCGGCGCACCGUGCUGUGAACCGGUGACCUGGGUUCAAUUCCUGGCCACGGGUAGUCAUCUUCGGUUCACGCCGACCACCCAACCCGCACGCCCGCCCGCCCACCCACCGACCGCCUUGCGGAGCGGUGGAGGGUGGCGGGGGGCGGUAGCGACGCCACGAUGGAGUUCCUCGCGGCGCCGUGGAACGCCAGCGAGAUGUCCGCUGCCGCUAACACCACCGCCACCAACGGCUCGGAGCGGCCGCUCCCUCCGGCCGCCACGCUCGAUGCCUCCGAGGCCUCCUCCCUCUCCUCCUCCUCCGCGGCCAAGGUUGCCACCUCGCUGACGCUGGCCGCCCUGGCGCUGGCCACCGUCGUGGUGAACGCGCUCGUCAUCGCGGCCAUCUCGGCCACGCGCAAGCUGCGCCAGCCCGCCAACUACCUCAUCGGCUCGCUGGCCGUGGCCGACCUCCUCGUGGCCGCGCUGGUGAUGCCCGUGGCGGCGGCCUACGUGGUGACGGGCGAGUGGGCGCUGGGCGGUGCCCUCUGCGACCUGUGGCUCAGCCUGGACGUCACCUGCUGCACGGCCUCCAUCCUGCACCUGUGCGCCAUCGCCCUCGACCGCUUCUGGGCCAUCACGGACGCGGCCGAGUAUGCGCACAAGCGCACGCCGGGACGCGCCGCGCUCAUGAUCGCCGCGUCCUGGCUGCUGGCGGCGUGCAUUUCGGUGCCGCCGCUCUUCUGGCGCCGGCGCGACCCCGCCAAGCCGCGGUGCAUCAUCGAGCACGACCACGUGCUCUACACCAUCUACUCCACAUUCGGCGCCUUCUACGUGCCGCUCGCGCUCCUGCUGGCGCUCUACUGCCGCAUCUUCCGCGCCGCCAAGCGUCUGUACGAGAAGCGCGAGUCGAAGCAGCGCGAGAAGCUGAGCGUGAGCGCAGAGAGCGCCGUGAGCCUGGAGCAGCCUUCGCAGUCCCAGCACCAGCAGCAGCAGCAGCCGGCCGGUAAGCUGUUCCGGCUGCCGCAGCCGUUCUGCAUGUCGGAGACCUCGUCCUCGGACCAGACGCUGGCGCAGGCGGAGCGCUCCGGGCAGCACCAGCAGAGCGUCAGCGCGGUGGCGCGGCGCUCCAAGCGCUCUCUGCGCCCGCCCCGCUCCGUCCGCUUCAUGAGCGCGCGGCUCGACCAGCGGCGGCCGUGCCUCCAGGAGCGCAUCUCGGGCUCGCGCGAGCGCCGUGCCGCCAAGACGCUGGGGCUCAUCCUGGGUGCGUUCGUCGUGUGCUGGCUGCCGUUCUUCAUCAAGGAGCUCGUGGUGAACCUGUGCAAGUCGUGCGCCGUGUCGCCCGAGGUGGCCGACCUGCUCACGUGGCUCGGCUACAUGAACUCGCUCAUCAACCCGCUCAUCUACACCAUGUUCAACGAGGACUUCAAAUCGGCCUUCAGGAAGCUCGUGUCCAGGCAGCCGAGGCUGUGAGGGCGCUCCCGGACGGUGGGGCCGGGAGGGAUGUGGAGACGGCCGACUGACCGGCCGGCUGGCUGACUGGCUGGACUGGCUGACUGGCUGACUGACUGGCUGGCCGACUGGCUGACUGGCUGACUGACUGGCUGACUGUCCGGCCGGCUGGCUGACUGACUGGCCGGCCAGCUGCCCUUCGCGGGACUAGAAGUGAUGACGGCCGAUGGUCGAGACUAACCGUGGAGUAGGCAGCCAAAGGGAUGGAAACGUGAAGGCUUCACAGAGGAUGUCAGCCGAGGAGAUGGAGCGAUGGGUUCGGGUCGUGUAUGUACGUACGCGUGUUGAACUUCUUUCGCACCGCAUGCAGCCAACCGCGAUAAUCGGAGGUGUGGGGGGUCGAGGACA